Eruca vesicaria subsp. sativa (arugula) is the source of this 1361-nucleotide messenger RNA. The record is from the annotation of a GenBank genome assembly. Lineage: Eukaryota; Viridiplantae; Streptophyta; Magnoliopsida; Brassicales; Brassicaceae.
AAGGAAGGCUUCCUACAUGUGAACAUUUCAUUCCACACAAAUGAUUAAAACUCCUAUAAUUUGUCAUACUCUUUCAAUCUAGUCCCCAUAUUUUAAGGCAUCUCACUUCUCUGACAUACAACUCAAAACUCAUUGCCAGCUUUCUAACUAGAGCAAACAAAUAAAGAGAACACAGGAAUGGAGUUUCGUGGAGAUGCCACCCAGAGGAUUGCCAUGAUAUCAGCUCAUCUUCAACCUUCUUUCACUUCUUCUCAGAUGGAGGAGAAGAACACUGUAAUGGGAAGAGAAAACUGCAGAGGGAAAGGUGGGAAAGCAGGAUUCAAAGUAGCAGUUCUUGGAGCUGCAGGUGGAAUAGGACAAACUCUAUCUUUGUUAAUGAAGAUGAACCCUCUCGUCUCAUUACUUCAUCUCUACGAUGUUGUCAAUGCUCCUGGAGUCACUGCUGACGUUAGCCAUAUGGACACUGGAGCUGUUGUUAAAGGUUUCUUGGGAGUCAAGCAGCUUGAGGACGCUUUAAAGGGUAUGGAUCUUGUGAUCAUACCAGCUGGUGUACCGAGGAAACCAGGGAUGACACGUGAUGAUCUCUUUAAAAUCAAUGCUGGCAUUGUUAAGACACUAUGUGAGGGUGUAGCGGAGUGCUGUCCUAAUGCUAUAGUUAACUUGAUUAGUAACCCUGUGAACUCCACUGUGGCCAUUGCUGCUGAGGUUUUCAAGAAAGCUGGAACUUAUGAUCCUAAGAAGCUCCUUGGUGUUACUACACUCGAUGUUGCUCGUGCCAACACAUUUGUGGCUGAAGUUCUUGGACUUGAUCCAAGAGAAGUCGAUGUACCGGUCGUUGGAGGACACGCUGGAGUCACAAUUUUGCCACUAUUGUCACAGGCAUAUGCAGCAGCAAAGUUUGCAGAUGCUUGCCUUCGCGGGUUAAGAGGAGAUGCGAAUGUCAUUGAAUGCUCUUUUGUUGCUUCACAGGUUGUGACAGAGUUACCUUUCUUUGCAACCAAGGUGCGUCUUGGACGUACAGGAGCAGAAGAAGUGUAUCAGCUUGGGCCCUUGAACGAAUACGAAAGGGUUGGUCUGGAGAAAGCAAAAGAAGAGUUAGCAGGAAGUAUUCAGAAAGGUGUCGACUUCAUCAGGAAAUGAUAUUUGAGAAUAAAUCAAUCAGAGAGACAAUAAAGAUGAUCUUCCUAAAAUCAUAUGAUCAUGCAUGCACUAGUGUGUACUACUUACUCAUCAUGCCUGUGUCCUUGACACCUUGUGCUUCUUUUUCUUCUUCAACUUUUGUAAAUUUUCUUUUAUAAGUUUAUGUAACUCUUGUUGCCUCCUCUUAAGUUAAACGUACUCUUAUAUUGGACUUGACCUUG